AGAAGGAGGAGAAGGAGGAAGAUAGGCGGCUAAAUUCGCAAGGCCAUUUAGCUAAACAUGAUGUCGUCGCCGCCGACGUUCAUUGCGAGGAAAACAAAACAACCUGCGUCAGGUGGGUCUCGUUAGAAAAUGGCAGUUAUUAGGGAAGUAAGAUUCGUCCAUGGUAGAGUACCGACGUUUUCGUACACAACACCGUCCCGUGGUAAUGGUAAUGACCAUUCAAACACCAUGUCGCAGGGAUACUCAGGCAACAACGCCGAUUUGAGUGAUUUCGAAGACUGUUACCUCGAGACGGAUCCCCUCAGAUACGAGUUAAAAAAUAUCCAGAGUGUCAUCCAUGUUACGAGGCAGAACAUCGAUGCGCUCAACAACAAGUUCGCCGGUUUUCAACACCCACCUCCGAUCUACCUCACCGAGUAUCAGGAACUCACCAGCAAGCUGCACGAGCUCGAGUCCAAGGAACAGAAGCUUAACGAGCUCCUUAACUCCACCGCUAGUGUCAACGUCGACUACGAGGUUCAGACGCCGUCUAGACAACCCGACCCGAGAACUCCGCUGAAGUCUUUGCUACGAGCUCAUCUACCCAAUCAGCAACGCACCAGUGUCCAAGUCAAGGAGGGACUUUCGCUUAGAGACGCUCUCGCCAAGGCGAUGAAACUGCGGAAUCUUACGCCAGAAAUGUGCGUGGUGUAUGUAAUAGGACAGAACGAUACCAAGAUACCGAUUCCUUGGGACACGGACAUCUCUUCGUUAGAAUGCGACGAGAUAUCGGUCGAGAUAUUGGACAAAUUUCCCAUAACGACUUCUAUAUCGCACAAUUUUGCUAGAAAGACAUUUUUCUCAUUGGCAUUCUGCGAAUUCUGUAGAAAACUUCUCUUUCAAGGAUUCUAUUGCCGGACUUGUAACUACAGAUUUCAUCAGCGAUGCGCCGGCGGCGUUCCGGCGUUGUGCCAUCAGGUUCGCAUGCAGGAUGCUUACUAUCAGGCUCUCCUGGCUCACAACCCCGAAACUACUGCUGGAAUACUCCAACUUCCAUCUGGCUACGGUCUGAGUCGAAGCAUGUCUCCGUCUCUCGCUCCUGUCAGAAGUCACAGACAUCCCAGAACUUUGGGGCAGCAAGAUCGUUCCAGUUCCGCUCCCAAUGUUUGCUUCAACAUGGUUAAACCUGGGAGCGAUCCCUCGUCCCUCGAGGAUUACACCAGAUCUCAAAGCCUGGGAAGACCGGUGGGUAACACUCAGAGUCCGGUUUCACCGGGAAGCAGUCCGACCAAGCACAGUCAAUCGACUCAGGCGAGUCCAACGAGUACGCUGAGGCCAAAACGGCCGAGAGCAAGGUCGGCCGACGAGUCUUCGAAAAAUUUAUUGGCGCCCAGAGAGUCGAUCGAAGAUUGGGAGAUUCCGGCCGAUGAAAUACUGGUGGGACCUCGCAUCGGCUCAGGAUCGUUCGGGACGGUGUACAAAGCUCAUUGGCACGGUCCGGUAGCUGUGAAAACUUUGAACGUUAAAAUUCCAACGCUGGCUCAACUCCAGGCAUUUAAAAAUGAAGUUGCAGUGCUCAGGAAAACUCGUCAUGUUAAUAUACUCCUGUUUAUGGGUUGCGUCAGUAAACCCCAGCUCGCCAUAGUAACUCAAUGGUGCGAGGGAUCGUCUUUGUACAAACACCUCCACGUUUUUGAAUCCAAGUUUGAACUUUUGACACUUAUCGAAAUCGGCAGACAGACUGCACAGGGUAUGGAUUAUCUACACGCCAAGAACAUCAUUCAUCGGGAUUUGAAGAGCAACAAUAUAUUCUUGCACGACGACUUGACAGUGAAAAUUGGUGAUUUUGGACUGGCAACAGCGAAGACAAGGUGGUCCGGAUCUCAGCAAUUUCACCAACCGACCGGCUCCAUUUUAUGGAUGGCACCCGAGGUCAUUAGAAUGCAGGAAGAAAAUCCCUACAGUUAUCAGUCGGACGUUUAUGCUUUCGGAGUGGUACUUUUCGAACUGCUUACCGGACAGUUACCUUAUUGUAACAUUAACAACAAAGAUCAAAUUUUGUUCAUGGUUGGUAGGGGCUACCUGCGACCUGAUUUGAACAAACUCAGAUCGGACACUCCGAAGGCUCUGAAACGCCUGACGGAAGACUGUAUAAAAUUUUCCAGAGACGAAAGACCGAUAUUUAGACAAAUUUUAGCUAGCUUGGAAGGUUUGAUUCAGGGUUUGCCCAAGAUAACCAGAUCAGCUUCGGAACCAAAUUUAAAUCGAACUCAACUGCAGACAGAUGAUUUCCUUUACGCCUGCGCUUCACCUAAAACGCCGGUCAACUUUCAAUUCGGAGCAUUCCCGUUUUACCCAUCGGGUGGGAAUAUAUAAUGGACAUUACUUUGAAUUCUCACCGUUGGCAUAUAACAAUAUUAUAGGAUGCAUAAAAGA
Messenger RNA from Diprion similis, 2415 nucleotides. It is a transcript of the gene Raf, whose product is annotated as raf homolog serine/threonine-protein kinase Raf-like. Bases 130 to 2355 code for a protein of 741 amino acids. The transcript has a single exon. Gene Ontology annotation, biological process: signal transduction; protein phosphorylation. Lineage: Eukaryota; Metazoa; Arthropoda; Insecta; Hymenoptera; Diprionidae. Gene Ontology annotation, molecular function: protein kinase activity; ATP binding. The record is from RefSeq and is a predicted model, not a curated record.